Cordyceps militaris CM01 is the source of this 951-nucleotide messenger RNA. Its product is annotated as ribokinase. Gene Ontology annotation, biological process: D-ribose metabolic process. Bases 1 to 951 code for a protein of 316 amino acids. Lineage: Eukaryota; Fungi; Ascomycota; Sordariomycetes; Hypocreales; Cordycipitaceae. The record is from RefSeq and is a predicted model, not a curated record. The transcript has a single exon. Gene Ontology annotation, molecular function: ribokinase activity.
AUGGCUCCGCGCAUCGUCGUCCUCGGGUCCCUCAACAUGGACCUCGUGUCCUACGUGCCGCACCACCCUCUGCCGGGGGAGACGCUGACGGCGAGCCACUUUGCCACGUCCCCCGGCGGCAAGGGCGCGAACCAGGCCGUCGCGUGCGGGAAGCUGUCGCGUUCCUCGUCGUCGUCGCUCGACGCCGUCGCCGAGGUGGCCAUGAUUGGCGCCGUCGGGGCCGACGCAUUCGGCACGCAGCUCCGCGACAGCCUGCGCGCGUACGGCGUCAACGUCGACGGCGUGCGCGUGCUCGACAACGCGCGCAGCGGCAUCGCCCUCAUCGUCGUCGACGAGCCCUCGGGCCAGAACCGCAUCAUCCUCUCGCCCGAGGCCAACCACGCCCUCCGCCCGGAGCACUUUGCCCAGAUCCCCGGACCCCGCCCCGACUUGCUCAUCAUGCAGCUCGAGAUCCCGUUCGACACCGUCAUGCAGGCCCUCGAGGCCGCCCGCCGCGCCGACGUGCCCGUCCUGCUCAACCCCGCCCCCGCCCGGGAGCUCCCGCCCGCCGCCUACAAGGACCUCGCCCACCUCGUCGUCAACGAGACCGAGGCCGCCAUCCUGUCCGGCGCCCAAGAGUCCGACCUCGACGACGUAGAGGGCCUCAAGCGUGUCGGCGCCAUCUUUCUCGAGAGAGGCGUGCACAAUGUCAUUAUUACGCUGGGCGGUCGUGGCGUAUACUACGCAACGCGAGAUGGAAAGAGUGCGCUGGUCGACGCGCUCAAGGCUACUGUCGUAGAUACCACCGCCGCCGGCGACACCUUUGUUGGAUCCUACGCCCUGGCCGUUGUCAACUCUACAGGCGCUUUCGAUAUUGAUACUGCCAUUCGAGAUUCUAACAAAGCUUCCGCCAUCACCGUCUCCAGACGAGGAGCUCAAGUAUCCAUCCCUUGGAGGAACGAGCUGCAAUAA